AUGUCAAAAUUAGUAAAAGAAGAAGUUGGUACUGAUACUGGAUCUGAUUCAUUUCUCAGAAUUUUUCUUAUACCAAAGAGGAUGAAUGCAUACAUUUUUUAUGAUUUUAUGAAAUUACUUACCAACUAUUAUAAUAAUGUCUAUGAGACAGAUAUAUUUGUUCUACUUAAAGAUUUGGAAUUUAAUGAUAUAAAAAUUCUUCAAGAAUUCUUGCAAUUUUUGCUAAAAAUGAAGAUGUAA
Cetraspora pellucida is the source of this 240-nucleotide messenger RNA. The record is from the annotation of a GenBank genome assembly. NCBI's taxonomy places the organism in Eukaryota, Fungi, Glomeromycota, Glomeromycetes, Diversisporales, Gigasporaceae.